UGUGGGCGGGGCCGGGGCGGGGCGGGGCCGGGGUCCGGGUCCGGCCGGUUGUGAGCGUGGAGAGCAGGGCAGACGCGGUAUCAGAUCUGCUGGCAGGUCGCUUGUCCCAGCCAUGGCUCCACGCUGCUGGCGCUGGUGGUACUGGACGGCGUGGCCUCGGACCCGGCCCCCUCCCGCCGGCUGCACCCUGAGCGUCCGCCAGCAGUUCUCCACACAGGAGCAGACGCCCCAGAUCUGUGUGGUGGGCAGUGGCCCAGCUGGCUUCUACACGGCCCAACACCUGCUAAAGCACCACCCCCGGGCCCAUGUGGACAUCUUCGAGAAGCAGCUCGUGCCCUUUGGCCUGGUGCGCUUUGGCGUGGCACCCGACCACCCUGAGGUGAAGAAUGUCAUCAACACCUUUACCCAGACGGCCCACUCUGACCGCUGUGCCUUCCACGGCAAUGUGGUGGUGGGCAGGGACGUGACCGUGCCAGAGCUGCGGGAGGCCUACCACGCUGUGGUGCUGAGCUACGGAGCAGAGGACCAUCAGGCCCUGGGAAUUCCGGGGGAGGAGCUGCCCGGUGUGUUCUCAGCCCGGGCCUUUGUGGGCUGGUACAAUGGGCUCCCUGAGAACCGGGAGGCUUCUCCCCUCCAGCUGGCGCCAGACCUGAGCUGUGACACAGCCGUGAUUCUGGGCCAGGGCAACGUGGCUCUGGAUGUGGCCCGGAUCCUGCUGACCCCACCUGAGCACCUGGAGAAAACGGACAUCACGGAGGCUGCCCUGGGGGUACUGAGGCAGAGUCGGGUGAAGACGGUGUGGAUAGUGGGCCGACGUGGACCCCUGCAAGUGGCCUUCACUAUUAAGGAGCUUCGGGAGAUGAUUCAGUUACCAGGAACCCGGCCCAUUUUGGAUCCUGCAGAUUUCUUGGGCCUCCAGGACAGAAUCAAGGCAGAGGUCCCCCGCCCGAGGAAGCGGCUCACCGAACUGCUGCUUCGAACGGCCACGGAGAAGCCAGGGGCAGAGGAGGCUGCCCGCCAGGCAUCGGCCUCCCGCACCUGGGGCCUCCGCUUUUUCCGAAGCCCCCAGCAGGUGCUGCCCUCUCCCGACGGGCGGCAGGUAGCAGGCAUCCGUCUGGCAGUCACUAGACUGGAGGGUGUUGGUGACACCACCCGGGCAGUGCCCACUGGAGACGUGGAGGACCUCCCUUGCGGGCUGGUGCUGAGCAGCGUUGGGUAUAAGAGCCGCCCCAUUGACCACAGCGUGCCCUUUGACCCCAAACUUGGGGUUAUCCCCAAUAUGGAGGGCCGGGUUGUGGAUGUACCAGGCCUCUACUGCAGUGGCUGGGUGAAGCGAGGGCCCACAGGCGUCAUUGCCACUACCAUGACUGACAGCUUCCUCACCGGCCAGAUGCUGCUGCAGGACCUGAAGGCCGGGCUGCUGCCUUCUGGCCCCAGGCCUGGCUAUGUGGCCAUCGAGGCCCUGCUCAGCAGCCGAGGGGUGCGGCCCGUCUCUUUCUCCGACUGGGAGAAGCUGGAUGCAGAGGAGGUGUCCCGAGGCCAGGGCACUGGGAAGCCCAGGGAGAAGCUGCUGGAUCCUCAGGAGAUGCUGAGGCUGCUGGGGCGCUGAGCCCAGAUCCCAGCCUGACGGGAGGAGAGUAGUGCUGAGCAGGGCAGAGGGGCCAGGUCACUGUGAGCAGGACUCUGCACCACAGCGGCAUCGUCUGUCGCCCUGGCCCCGCGCUUGGCUGCCUCUUCCAGGGGCCUCCUAGCGCUUCCUCCUGCCAGAAGGCUGCCCUUGCCACCGUCGGGUUAGCUCUCAGCAAGGAGACACCUUAGGGAUGGGUGGAGGUGCAGGCUGACCUUCAUCCCUCCCGCCUCUCUCCUGCUGGGCUGUGGAGGGUCACUACGUCAGGAAUAUGCUGGAAAUAAAACACCUGCAACAGAGGG
Molecule: messenger RNA, 1929 nt
Organism: Equus caballus (horse)
Lineage: Eukaryota; Metazoa; Chordata; Mammalia; Perissodactyla; Equidae
Source: RefSeq, a predicted model, not a curated record